This is a messenger RNA of Cyprinus carpio (common carp), 1165 nucleotides long. Its product is annotated as synaptonemal complex protein 3-like. The record is from RefSeq and is a predicted model, not a curated record. Gene Ontology annotation, cellular component: synaptonemal complex. NCBI's taxonomy places the organism in Eukaryota, Metazoa, Chordata, Actinopteri, Cypriniformes, Cyprinidae. Gene Ontology annotation, biological process: spermatid development; meiotic cell cycle. The coding region runs from base 244 to 960 and encodes 238 amino acids. The transcript is spliced from 9 exons.
GUCCUCUUGCACUCAAAAUAAAAACGGCGGGAAACCGCUUCAGAAACGCGCGAGUUCAAACCAACUCUUCAAACAUUCUUGUCGUUUUCUGUUUAUAAAUGGAUUACAGUAUUUUAUAAUAAUUUCUUUAAAUACUUGCAGCGUAAUAACAUACAGUAGUGGAAGUUAUUACAUUCUGGAUAGUUUUCUCACACACUCGUCAGACUACAGCAAAAUAUAGGUUACUCUUCAUACAGCGAGACUAUGGCAGCUUCCAGGAGGAAACAGAACAAGAAGACCAAACACACUGACUCCACAGACCUGAAAACCUUUGACUUCGACACUCUGGAUGAAAAAAAAGGAAGUGGAUCUGACGAGGAUACGAGAGAUGAAACUCUAAUCAUUGACAACCUGACCAAGAAAAGAUCUGCAGAUACAUUUGUUGAUGAUGACCUUAAUGCAGGUGUGGGGAAUGAGGUUCAAACUAUGCUGGAAAGAUUUGGUGCGGACAUCAGCAAAGCAAUGCAAACUAAAAGGAAACGCUUGGAGGUUCUCACCAAAAACUCCCUAAAGGGCAGCACUCAGAAACUGGAGCAAAUGUGGAAAUCCCAGCAGAAUCAGAGGCAAAAGCUGACACAAGAUUAUUCUCAGCAAGUUCUCUCUGUGCUUCAGCAGUGGGAGACCGAUGUUCAGAAGUCUGAGGAGCAGGAGGAGAAACUGAAUAAUUUGUUUCGCCAGCAGCAGAAGCUCUUCCAGCAGGCGAGGGUCGUGCAAAACCAGAAAAUGAAAACCAUCAAAGACCUGUAUGAGCAGUUUGUCAAGAACAUGGAGGAGAUGGAGAAAAGCCAUGAAGCCUUCCUGCAGGGCACCCAGAUGGAGCUGAGAAAGGAGAUGGCCCUGCUGCAGAAGAAGAUAAUGAUGGACACGCAACAACAGGAGAUGGCCACUGUUCGGAAGUCCCUACAAUCCAUGCUGUUCUGAAAACAUCUUUCUGUUCUUUUUAAAAAUGAAUGUAAAAGUUGUUUGUAUUUUUUUACAUCACUUUGUUCAUUUUAAUUCAUAAUUGUAUAAUAAUAAUAUGUAAAUUAAUUUUUUCCAGUGUCAGUAGUAAAGAUCCUAUAAAUAAAUUUCCUUUUUUUUUUCUUUUGAGGCAUGUUGUUUGCAGUUUGGACUUAACAAAACAAUA